CGCAAAGACGGGAGUGAAAUGCCGGGGAAUGCAUCAUAAUGAUGUAUGAUGUUAUAUGAUGUACUCACAUGAUAGUAUUUUAUUAAAACCUCAAUGAUAAAUGUUUUCAAAGACAUAAAUAACAAAUAGGUGUGCAGAAAAAGAAAUAUAACUUCCAAAUUAUAUUCUACGCGGAUAGCGAUUUGACACUUGCUGUGUUCCUGGGCACUUCCGGAGGGAAUGGCUGAAGCAACUUAUUCUGCAGAGCAGGUAGGCCAGCUCCUGCAGUGUCCCGUGUGCCUAGACAGAUUUAACAAUCCCAAGAUCCUACCAUGCCAGCAUACCUUCUGUGUUUCUCCAUGCUUAGAGGGACUUGUUAAUCAAUCAUCAAGAAGCCUUAAAUGUCCAGAAUGUCGCAAGGAGCACAAAUUACCAUAUGCUGGUAUUAGUGGAUUUCCAAAUAAUCUGACAAUAUCACGCUUUCUUGACUUGCCUGCACAGUCAAGGGAACCACCUGAGGAGAAUCGUAAUCUUAGCCAGAACCAAUGUCGUGUAUGUGAAAAUGAAGCUGACUUAUCUAAAUGUGUACAUUGUGAUAAAAUGGUCUGCUCCUCAUGUAAAGAAUCCCAUGUGAGUGAAAUGAGACUUGAAAUAGGACGACUUGUGAAUCAAAUAAGAAAUGGAUUACCAAAAGUGAGUGAAUCAAUAAGCACUGUUGAAAACAAACAAGAACAAUUGAAACAAAUGUGUGAAGGUGUCAAAAGUGAAAUAAAUAACUCUGUUGAAAGACACAUCCGUGAUUUAAAACAAAGACAAAAGUUACUUCAGAGUGAACUUGAUACAUUUUUGACUGGUGAGCAAAGAUCACUGCGGUUACAUCAGGAGUCAUUAGAGGUUCAGUUAGCAAGUAUUUCAAGCUCUUGUGACUCUAUUGAGACAAAGCUUAACACAUCUAACAAUACCAUCCAAGACUCUGCUCUUAUAGCAUUUAAAAACCAGUGUAAUGAGUCCAUGGAACAAAUUAAAAAGCUUGAUCAAAACUCAGCUCCUCAACCAAAGCCUGUCCAUUUCAAAGCAAAUGAUUCACCCCUGCAAUCCUGCAUUUCAAACUUUGGGGAAGUGACCUGGGUUACACCCUCAAGUAAUACAAGAUCUAAUGAUCAAGUCCAACGCAUUCUCCCUUUAGACACUGUUGAAUCAAACACAUUUGGGAAUAACAUGAAUAAUAUUUUUCGAUCUGAGGAAUCUCUUGUACCAAAUAAUGCAAGGUCAAGAAAUACUAUUCCACCCACACGAAGACUUGAUUACAUGUUUAAUGCAUCUGAAUUUGACUCUCGGGGAAUAGGUGGCACUUUACCAGCUCCACGGCAAUCACAUCCUCCAAGUAGAGCAAAUCAAACUAUAGGUGGCGGUAAUGGUCCUCGCAGGCGAGAUGACCGUUACCGGGACAACUUCAUCCAUCAGAAUCAAAGCAGCAUAUUUGGUGGCUAUGACCCAUUUGCUCCAAGUUUAGAUAAUCCAUUUGGUAAUGAAACUCACAAUCGAAUUACCACGUCAUGGGAUUCUCCUUUAGGAGGGACUGGUAGUCGACGAAACAAUCAGAAUAACCAAGACUCUGGGUACAUAAGCUCUUGGAAUGCAGGAGCUGGAGCUACCACGCCAACACCGAGACAUACUAAUCAAUCAUCCAAUAAUACACGACAGACCCAUUUACCCAAUCCAAGACAGAGCGACAUCAGUCCAAGAACAAAUGUUGCAACACAGAGAAGAAUUGCAGCAGCCCAGGCAGCACAAAGAAGAUCAGAGAACCAACAAGUGCAAAACAAUACAACCCGUAAUGAAGCUGUUAAUAGAACCAGGAAUCAACAUGCUUCAUUAAAUCCAAAUAUUCAAAACAGAAACCCAGCUAGUAAUGCCUCCUCAACAACAAACAGUAAUAGGAAUGAAGGAGUACCUUCCAUUGCAGAUAAUAGAAAUGCCCUUGCUAAUACAACCACCAAUGUGACAAAUAAUAGAAAUACUAUUAACAACAGUUCCAAUGCAACAAAUACAUUUGGGAACAGUCCAGGAUACAGACUUGGUACAAGGUCAGAGAACACUUCUCAAAGUUCCACAAACCAGUCCUCUAAUUCCGCACCUCCGCCAACGCAUAAUGAUAUAGAAAACCAGACUUUACCUGUGCGAAACCAGAACAGUGGUUCAUCAACUUCAGCUCCUACAAUGGUCAGGAGUGGGACAUUUGUUCGUGAUGAAGGACCAUCUAACUCCAACAGUAAUAACAUGCCAAGGGUUACAGACCAAGGAAUGAGUUUUGAAGUUAAUCUUGGAACUUCAGCUGGAGCUACAAACCAGCCAAGAAGAAACAGAGGACCAAGAGGUGUUGCUUUCAAUGUUGGACUGUAAACGCUGGGACAUUAUUUUUUGAAAAUACAUGUAAGAUGAAAUGUGCAAUACAUUGUGUUAUUUAAUUAUCAUGUUGGUCUGGUGACCCAUGUAAUGAGUAAAUAAAUAUACUAAAUAAACCUAACAAGGAAGGCUUUUCCAAGGUCGGGUAAUGUCUAUUUUAUCAUGGAAUUUAACUGGGAACAAGGCCCCUCUGUUUUUGUAAAAGCUUAUGGGCAUUGAGAUGAUGCCUAAGCACUUUAAUAUUUAACAAUACAGAGUUCAAAUUCAGUGCUUUCAAAAUAUUACAAAAUAUAUAAGUGCUUAACUGUGUUAAUGCAAAAAAAUCUGAGGGUCGAUCCAAAAUUGAUGUCAAAAUUGGAUUGAUUAUGUUUACUGAACAAUGAAUUCUAUUGACCCUAUUGACAUAUUUUGUGGGCAUGUAUCUUGUAAGCUAUCAUGUAUAAAGCAAUAAGAGGAUUAUUUAUGUGUGUUUUUGAAUAAACCUUUUAGAUCUGUAACUAUUUUAUGAUGCAAAACACCAUAUUUUGCUUUUAUAGAAAUAUAAUUUACUUUACUUUACAGAUAUAUGUAAUUUUGUGUAGAUUAGUGCAAUAUGAAUCUAUGCCAUAAAUUGUGUUGUAUAUUUUUGAUAGUCACUUACCUGCUUAGAAUAGUAUAGAACACAUUUAUAAAAUCCUAUUGUUAUUUUAGGAAAUGUGACUUAUUAAAUUGCCAAUUUGCUCAAGGUAUUUCACAAAUUGAUUGGUAUCUUAUAAGAUCGAUGUGAAUUAGUAUGUAACCACAUGUGAUUUGGUAAACUACCACUGAUGACUUUGAAUGUACCACUGGAGAUUUGGUAUGCUACCACAGUUAACUUGAUAUUAUACCACAAGUGACUUGAUAACCACAACUGACUUAUUAUGUUACCACUGGUGAUCUGAUAUACUACUUGGCAAAAUACCAUCCACAGGUGACUUUGUAAAUUAUUACCUGAAUUCACCGUCAUCUUUAAAUAGUUAAAUGCUACUUGACAGUUUAAUGCAAUCAUGAAAUAAAUAGAAAGUGAAUAUAAUUCUUCUUUGUCCAUAGUUUUUAUCUUUAACCAUCUUGGCCC
Molecule: messenger RNA, 3478 nt
Organism: Owenia fusiformis
Lineage: Eukaryota; Metazoa; Annelida; Polychaeta; Sabellida; Oweniidae
Source: the annotation of a GenBank genome assembly